Amphibalanus amphitrite is the source of this 1601-nucleotide messenger RNA. Its product is annotated as zinc finger protein 474-like. The transcript is spliced from 3 exons. The record is from RefSeq and is a predicted model, not a curated record. NCBI's taxonomy places the organism in Eukaryota, Metazoa, Arthropoda, Thecostraca, Balanomorpha, Balanidae. The coding region runs from base 38 to 1459 and encodes 473 amino acids.
UCACCCGAUUCCGUGUUCAUUUAGACGUUCCUACGCGAUGCAGAUGAUGGACCUAGAUGACGGCUCUCCAGCAGCGCCGGUGCGUCCGCCCACCUUCGCAGAGUGUUACGUGUGUCACAAGCAGUUCGGCUCGCGCUCCAUCGCGCUGCACGAGCCCAAAUGUCUGGAGAAGUGGCGGGCGGCGAACGGGGCGCUGCCGGCCGGCCGGCGCGCCGCCACUCCGGUCCGUCUGGAGGCGCUGCCCGUGCGCCGCGCGCCGCCUCAGCCGGCCGCCUCUGUGGCGUCACUCACCGCCUCCUGGCCCUCCAGCAACGGCCUGCUGAAGGCGGCGCUGGCGGCCGGGCCAGCGGCGGGCGCGCCGGGGCGGCUCAGCACCCCCGGCGGGGGCCGCGCCGCCCGGCCGCAGACCACCACCCUGAGCCGGCCCAAGGUGCUGGCCGCCGAACACGCCGCUCAGGUGGACAUGUCGGCACACCGCUGCAGCGAGCUGCUGGCGCUCACCUCGCUGUCGGGCGCCGAGCGGCCGGCGGGCUCCUCCUCCGGCUCCAGCUCCACCAGCUCCUCCUCCUCCUCAUCCUCCAAGUCCUCCAGCUCCUCCGGCGCGUCAUCCAGCUCAUCACCUGUCUCUGAUGACGUCAGCGAGUCGUCCAGCAGCCGGGCGGCCCGGCCGGGCACCAUGCGUCUCGCCGUCGGACCGCGCGAGCUGCACGUGCCCAACAUCGAGCAGCGCGCGCGGACGGCCGUUCUCUCUCCUGGCCGGUCGAGCAGCCACAGCCGCUCGCCGCCGGCGGUGGCGCGGUACCGGGACGGCAUGCCCUCUCCCUGCGUCACGUGCGGCAAGACCGAGAACCCGGAGCGCUUCCACAGCCACCCGGAGGAGGGCCAGCGGGAGCCGGCGCGCGCCGCGCCGCGCCGCUUCUUCAGGAGACGGCACUCCAUCCAGAAACCGGUGCCGGUGCGGUUUCACGCGCAGCCGUCGCUCGACCCGGCCGCCAAGCGGAAGCAGCAGCAGCGCGACAAGAAGCGCGCGCAGCAGCGUCAGCAGCAGGAGGACGAGGCGCAGCAGCGGCUGCGCGAGGAGGAGCAGCAGCGGCACCUGGCCGAGACGCUGGCGCGCUACGGCCGGCCCGCCGCCGGGCCCACGUUCGUCGUCUGCUACGUGUGCGGACGGCAGUUCGGGGCAAACUCGCUGCCCAUCCAUCAGCCCCAGUGUCUAGAGCGAUGGUUCAAGUCCAACACGGCGCUGCCCAGAAGGAAGAGAGGGCCCGCGCCGCAGCCGCCCGACCACCUGCCUGAAGGCACCCCCAUCGACGAGUACAACCGGCUAGCUACCCUGGAGGCUCAGAGGGUGAGUGGAGAACAGCAAGAGCAGAACCAGAAGCGGACUCCGGUACCGAGCACUACCCCGACGCCUCCGGUCUCUAAGGCAGACGAGAGCUUAUUUUUCAUCGAGUUUUGAGUGUUGAAAAUGUGAUGUCUCAACAACUACCUUAUCGUUGAAUGGCGGUGUUAAAUAAAAUAAACAUAGCAGCUACACCAUGUGUAGUUAGCUAAUAAUUAUAUGAUUUGACAAAGUAUGAAUGCCUAGUGUAAUAAAAUGA